AUUUCCCUUGCAUGGCGAAAAAUUCCGAUGUUCUAUUUUUAGACUAAAUUUCCAGUGAUCUCAUCGAAGAUUCCCACAAAUGCGAAAGGUCAAAGGUAUUUGACAUUGUGAUCAUUGAUUCUAGGAUGGCAACUGUAGCAAACAAAGUCAAAAUGAUGGAGACUAGAAGGCCGUUCUACACUCCUCCGUCCUGCAUCCUCAAGACCAGUGCACAGAUCAUUAGUGAGGCCAGAGCUGCGAUGGAACACAAGGCAAUGUCUGUACGGGCCGUCCACACUCAGCGACCAUUCACACCACGAGAUGCACAUCGUCUGCUGGGGGGACGACACGGCCGCGGCCGACCACCCAGUGCUAUCAGUUUGGGACAGGUCAAAUUCCAUGACUUUGAUGCCAUGUUGCCUCGGCUGGGUGCCAGCAGUGUGUCUAGCUUGUAUCUCGAUGAGAAGUUGCCAAAACCACAGCGUACGAGAUUGCCAGCCUUACCUGACGCACGGCGUAGGAAACUUUACAAGACGUCUGCCUCUUUGGAAAACUUACCAGAAGAAGUGGAGACAGACGUCACCAGUGUUAGUCCACCAACUGUUCGAGAAAUACACAGUAGUCCUCAAGAGAGGACUUCCCCCACUCUACCAUCACCAUUACCCCUCCCCCCCACCACUACGCCUGUCAGGGGCAGCAGACGACGGGGCCUCUCUGUGGCACAGGCGAUAAAAGAGGAGAGUGGAGAGGAUGCAGAGGCCAAGGAGAACACAGUGAAUGAUAAAUUCCCUCUGGUUGUUGAUCUGAAAAAGAAAAUCGAUAAAAGUAAGCGAGAUUUCAAAAGCUUGGCAUUCUCAGACCCCCGAGUCUCGCCACAAUGCAUUGUAGGAAUGGACAAGCUGAUGGAAAGGGCAGACAAUCACAUCAAUGAAGCAAGAGAUAAUGCUCAAAUUUCAACGGAAGAUAAUCAAAAUAAGUUUCAUUCUGCAGAAAAAACGCCUCCGGAAACUGUUGAAUCAGUGCUGAAUUUGCUACAAGAACUGCAGAAAGAAGAAGCUACAGAACAAUGUAUUGUCAAUGUGUUUGGACGGCUCUACGAAGCGUUGGAACGAGAGAACGUUCCGUCCUCGAAGAACAACAAACUCAAGUCUCACAUCCUCAAAAGCAUUUACAAGCUGGUAGAGACGGCUGGGGAGACUCUGCUCAUACAUAUAACAAGAAUUGCUCUUAUGCUGAGAGUCAGUGGCCACAACUUAUCAGCUGUUUGUAAACUGAUAUUCAAAAUCUCCCGCACAGAUAAAAAUGACCAGCUUUUCCAAGACACCAAUAUACUGGAACUAUUUGUGGAGGCUUUAGGACGAGCUAGUCCACUAGAAGACGCCGAGGCGCUCAUCUAUGGUUAUGGAGCGCUCAAGUUCCUCACCAUGAACAACCAACUGCUGCGGUUGUCGUUGAUGCACGGAGCACUCGAGUUAAUGGUGCUACACGUCAAGAUUGUCAACAACGCGAGGCUGGACCUGAUGGCAAUGCCUGAGCAGACGAGCCACGCCAUGUUCCAGUUGACAGGAGCUCUACGUAACGUAGCCAGUGAGGAGGCAACGUUUCCGCAGUUUGUAGCGACAGGAGCCGUCACAGAGCUGUGUAGAGCCAUGGAACUGUUCUCAGCAGAUCUCGAUCUUAUUUGCAACAUUUCACGAACCUUAAGCAUUCUGUCCACAAGUGAUGCCUGUUGUGCCAGCAUUGUUGCCCAUGAUGGCAGUUUCCGUUGCUUUACGAAGGUGUUGGGAAAGUUUCCGGGUCGUCAAGACAUUGUUGUCAGGCUUGGCUAUGCCCUCGGCAACAUCAUGGCCAAAUGUCACGACGCUAGACUCAGGCUGUACGAGGAGCCAAACAGUUUGGACACCAUCUUGUCUCUGCUGGAGGGUUACCUGGAUAAAGACCUGGAGUUGAGUUGUUCAGAAGACAGUAACACAAACUGUUCAACUUCACCACUAGGCUCAGACGGGUCCGUGGAGGAUGUAAUCAUAAAGAUGAUCCGUAUAGUGGCCAACAUGUGUCUUCAUCCUACGGUGGGAGCCAGUCUUACUUGCUGUCCUACAGAGGAUGAUGAGUUGUACAGUUUUGAGCAUCACUCUGGCAAGGACUGUGGCAGGUUCGUAGACAUCCUGUUGACUGUGUUGAGGCGCAAGUCUGCUGCGGAGAGUGAGGAGUUGGUGCUGUCUACUCUCAGCACACUAAACAACCUGUCCUUCUACGCUGAUCCUUACGCCACUAGAGACGGACCCUUCGGACAGAGGCAGCUGGAGAUAGCACAUGCUUUGAGUGCCCUGAUGUUGACCGGAACAGACGAGUGUUUAGUGGAAGUCACUCGAGUGCUGGGCAAUAUGACUCGCAGUAAAGAGACAAGGGACUACGUACUGGAAACUGGAGGUAUCUGUCAGCUGGUUCGAUGUAUGACUCAUGACAACCGAGACCUGUUGUGUACGACGGCUGGAGUGUUGGUCAACCUGAUGGCAGACUGGGACAAGCGGCUUGCGUUCAAAGAGGAUAACGGUAUCACUAGACUGAUAGAAGUGCUACAGAGGUAUGGGGAGCAAGAUUGGAGGCUCGCUAGUCUUGUCUGUCAAGCGUUGUGGAACUUCUGUAUAGACUCGACACAUUUGUACGCUGCUCUCGGCAUACAAGCCACCAACAACUUGCUGGCAGUGCUGAUAGACUUGCUGGACGAGGAGCGUCUGUUUGGCGUGACGGAGGAGGGUGAGGUCGACGACUCCGUGUCCAACAGCCCAGAAUACCAACAGUGGGAACAGUUUGCGGCUGUCGCUACCAACCUGCUAGAGAAAAUUGAAAAAUACCUUGAGUCCCUUCAAGCUUUCAGGGACCAUAUCUAAAUCUCACCUACAUGAAGUUGUUAUCUUCCCAUUGUUCUUUGCCUUUGAACAAAUCAGCACUUGUUAAAAGAGCCAACAUUUCGAAUCAAAAUAGCCUUUAAUUUAAUUAACUGCAUUUAUAGUAGCUUUAAAAUGUUUAACAUAUCAAUUAUUAACACUCCUUCAAUCACUAGUCAUUAGGUCUAAACUGUUACAAUCCAAUUUCUAAGCUCCAAAAUGUGUUAUGUAAUUCAAAUAUCCUUUCUAACUAAAUUUCGAUGUCAUAGCACACAUAAAUGUUUUUAAAAAAUGUGGUUUUUCAAGUAAAAGUAGAUUGCAUAGGAACUUAGCAGAAAGACUACUUUUUGUUACCCAAAACUAUUUGUUUAGAAUGUUGUUGGAUGAAUAAUUGUUAAUACUUAUAUUUAUUCACAAUUAUUUUAAAGACUGUUAGACUUUGUAAUUUGUUAUAUUUUUUGUAUUAAUUACACAAUAAACAAUUUGAGAAUGUU
Messenger RNA from Macrosteles quadrilineatus (aster leafhopper), 3361 nucleotides. Its product is annotated as armadillo repeat-containing protein 2. Gene Ontology annotation, molecular function: protein binding. Gene Ontology annotation, biological process: cilium organization. The coding region runs from base 126 to 2870 and encodes 914 amino acids. The record is from RefSeq and is a predicted model, not a curated record. The transcript is spliced from 17 exons. Lineage: Eukaryota; Metazoa; Arthropoda; Insecta; Hemiptera; Cicadellidae.